Anopheles cruzii is the source of this 2203-nucleotide messenger RNA. Its product is annotated as carcinine transporter. NCBI's taxonomy places the organism in Eukaryota, Metazoa, Arthropoda, Insecta, Diptera, Culicidae. Gene Ontology annotation, cellular component: membrane. The coding region runs from base 151 to 2157 and encodes 668 amino acids. Gene Ontology annotation, biological process: transmembrane transport. Gene Ontology annotation, molecular function: transmembrane transporter activity. The record is from RefSeq and is a predicted model, not a curated record. The transcript is spliced from 6 exons.
UGGAAGGAUAAACCAGACCAGACGGAGCAGUAUUACACACCAGCACGUUGUUCGACGCACAAGCACUAAGGAGGGAACAACGCAACAACAACAUCGAAGUGACGAUUUGCGGAUUGCCUCACUGCGGAUACACAAAACCGAGUGCAGAAAAUGAAUAACAACGACCACAAGAGUGGGUCCCACCGGAAUUUACAACGACAGACGGAGAUUUCCGAAGAAAAAGAACAACUUCAUGCCCGCGGAAACGAGGAGGUACCGUCGGAUGAACCCUUCGAUCUGGACGAACUGCUACCGGUGAUCGGUGAGUUUGGACGCUACCAGAAGCUACUGCUGUGGCUGAUCUGUCUGCCGGCCUGCAUUCCGUGCGGGUUCUGUGCCUUCAACCAGCUCUUCAUGACGGACACACCGGAGCAGUACUGGUGCCGCGUGCCGGAGCUGGAAAACUUUACCACCGAGGAGCGAAGAAUGUACGCAAUUCCGAUGAUAGAGAGCGACGGGGUGGAAAGUUACAGCAAAUGUUCACGCUACGCAGUGGACUGGAAAGAGAUACUGAAUUACAGCGACACGGAUACGCUGGUGCCGAACGCUUCGUGGCCCACCGAACCCUGUCUCGAUGGCUGGGAGUACAACACGACCGUCGUCCAGUCAUCGAUAGUGAUCGAUUUUAACCUGGUCUGCGACUAUGACAUCUAUCCGACGCUUGGUCUGGUUGCCCUGAACACGGGCGGUCCGGUCGGGGUGUACCUGUUCGGGUUGCUGAACGAUCGUUCCGGACGCCGAAUAUCGUACUUCUCCUGCCUGGCCACGCUGCUCGCCGGUAGCUUCAUCACGGCGGCCAGCACCAACUUCUGGAUGUGGGCCUUCAGCCGCGUCAUUGUCGGGUUGACGAUCCCCGCCGUCUACCAGAUCCCGUUCAUCAUCGCGCUCGAGCUGGUCGGUCCAAACUACCGCUCGUUCGUCACCGUGAUGACCUGCACGUUUUACACCUUCGGCAUCAUGAUGCUGGCCGGUGUUACCUAUCUGGAGCGGGACUGGGUCGGACUGACGCUCUACACGUCCGUGCCUUUUCUGGUGUACUUCCUGUACCUGCUGGUCAUGCCCGAGUCACCCCGGUGGCUGCUGAUGAAGGGCAAGCUGGAGCAAGCGUUGGCGAUUCUGGAGAAGAUGGCCCGCGUCAAUGGGAAGCAGCUGCCCGAAAGCUUCCGGAAGCGACUCCAGGAGCGCGUCCUGGCGGAGAAAAGUCGCACCACGAAACGGGACGAACCGUCGAUCGGGGCGUUCGACCUGUGCAAGACGCCCAACAUGAGACUGAAAACCAUUCUGAUCACGCUGAACUGGUUCGCCAACGAGACCGUGUACCUGGGGCUGAGCUACUACGGUCCGUCGCUCGGGGAAAACCAGUACCUGAGCUUCUUUCUUUCGUCGCUGGUGGAAAUUCCCAGCUACAUCAUCUGCUGGAUCAUAAUGGACCGCUGGGGCCGCCGGUGGCCCAUGUGUUUGCUGAUGAUACUGAGCGGUAUAAGCUGUGUAGCUACGGUGGUCCUUUCGGAAGAUGCCGUCACGGAGACGCUCAUACUGUAUCUGCUGUCGAAGUCGAUGAUUUCGGCAUCGUUUCUCAUCAUUUAUCCAUUCGCGGGUGAGCUGUACCCGACGCAGGUCCGAGGGGUCGGCAUCGGGACCUCCAGCUACAUCGGUGGACUCGGACUAAUCGUGAUCCCGUUCAUCACCUAUCUGGGCAAAGAAAAUCUUCGAUUGCCGCUGGUGAUCAUGGGGUUCGUAUCGGUGCUCGGCGGGUUCACGGGCCUGCGGCUACCGGAAACGCUCCACCAUCGGCUUCCGCAGACGCUCGAGGAAGGUGAGCUGUUCGGGAAGGACUGGACGUUCGACGAGUGCUUCCGCUGUAUACCGAGCAAAAAGUCCCCGGCCGGAUCGUACGAAAACCUAUCGCAAGACCCUUCAGAUCCAACGCUGGAGCUCAACACGGGCGUACCGGUUAGUGCGGGAGUACCGGCGACUCCGGGUUCCAGCACCGAAAAGACACCGCUUGAAGUGGCCCGCAUGCGACGGCAGUCGAUGAAGCGUCUGGUGCGCCAGGCAAGCACGAUGGACACGCAAAAGACUAGGGACGGUGCCAUGCAGCUCACGUACUGGUUCUGAGCCGGGACCAACGGACUUCGGAACGAACCAAUGAAAGGCGGCACAU